GCCACUGCCCUGCGCGUAUAAAUUGGCACAGCAGGGACUAAAUCAGUGAAACCAAGACUUCUCCUAGAAUAACGUGCACCUUCCAGUUCUUUAGUCCCGGUGUGAAUACGGUGAUCGUUAGACGAAGCAGUUGGAACUUCUGCGUAACUCUUGCAAAUCUUAAGCAUGUCAUUCACUAUCUCAGCCGUCACAUACGAUGAUGCUGCUGGAGUUUCAAAGAACAACAUGACGGCCUUCUACCACACCGAUACUCAUUGGCGUGCACUCUGGAAGUCGACGCCUUUGGAUGAGAUCAUCGAAGGUGCCACUGCUCGCAUGCCCCAUAGCCUCGUCGGCGGCAGGGAAAAGAAACGGCACCAGAAAGCCGUUGACGCCGAUAGUAGUGAAAUCGUGGGCUACUCACGGUGGAUCCUGCCCGAUGAUGAUAAUCGCAUCUCUUGGUCCGAAGCAGCUGUUCGCGAACCCUCGCAAGAGGAAGCUGAUAAGUUCCAAACAGCCUUCCAGGCCAACACCGAGGGCGGUUCAAUCAAAGGUAUGGACGGAAAACUACAAGCUGCUCUGGGACUGCCGCUUGAGGAGGCCGAGGUUGCCGCAAUGCGAUCACAGGAGGGCCCAUUUCUAGUUCUAGACUAUCUCGCGGUGCAUCCAGAUCAUAGGCGGAAGAAAAUAGCUUCUGUUCUGGUCAGAAAUGGUAUAGAGCAAGCUGAUGCAGUCGGAAUGAAAGUCUGGGUCAUGGCGACUAAGACUGCGCAGCCUAUGUACGAGAAGCUUGGGUUUGAACUCGUGGACAGCGUUAAAACAUAUGUCACGGAGUUCGGAAUAUCCAAGCCUCAUGAGAAGGCCUUCUUAAUGAAGCGAUAGAGCUCGCACCCAGAAUUCAGGGCUUGGAAUUUUCGAGCUCAAGUGCAGGAUCGCUACUAGUAUGAAACGAAUGUAUAUGGUCAUAAGCUCUCUAGUGUCUGUGAUCUACCGCAAAUACGCCUGAAACGCCG
This is a messenger RNA of Colletotrichum phormii, 992 nucleotides long. RefSeq lists its product as uncharacterized. The transcript is spliced from 2 exons. Bases 166 to 861 code for a protein of 231 amino acids. NCBI's taxonomy places the organism in Eukaryota, Fungi, Ascomycota, Sordariomycetes, Glomerellales, Glomerellaceae. Gene Ontology annotation, molecular function: acyltransferase activity, transferring groups other than amino-acyl groups. The record is from RefSeq and is a predicted model, not a curated record.